AAUGUUUAGUUCUUCCGUAGCCGACCCAGUAGAUGGUCGAGCUUUUUCCCCCCGACCGUCCGUUCCGAUUGUUGGUUGAUUGUCGUGAUUAUCACUUUGAGUAUCACUUGGCUUCGUGAUACUUUCGGUGGCUGCUCUCUCUCUCGUUCUGUUGCUGGAAACUUCAUUGAUGAUGACAUAGGGAAACAGGAAGGGAAGCUCGCGAAAUCGAUUUCUGUUCCGUGUACGAAAAGAGAAGGAAACCUCGGCGCAGUAGUGAAGUGUGGAACAGUGUGGAUUGGAUGAAUAGAAAUUAGCAUUGUUUAGAGCUAGUGAAAAUUACCCAUUCAAAGGUGGAGAGAAAGAAACCCAAACCCAACAACUUUUUUUUUGUGAGUGAGUGAAUCCAGUGAAGUGUUAAGUAACAGCCAGUAGUAACUACACAGUUGAUCGGCAAACCAGCAGCAGCAGCAGCACGCGGUGGUGGGUUUCUCUUUUUCCCCCGUGCCGCCGAUAUGACCAGCACAACAAUGCAAACCGUAAUCAAAAAUCCCAGCUGGUGGAGGCGCCGGACAGCGCUCGAAAAAGCGCUCACGUUGGUCAGCAUCGUGUGCGGUAUUGCUGUCGUAGCUUUACUAAUCUCACUCGUUUCCGUGUUGCUGAGCGAUCGGAUACAGGAACCGGAUAACGGUUCUUCCCAGUCACCACUGGCUCUGACUGGUUCUCGCCGGGGUAAAAAUAUGAGAGUCAAUUCCAAUGAUUCCAAGGGAACUGACAAUCUCUGUCUCACGCCAGGAUGCAUCCAUUCAGCAUCGAAGGCACUGGACCAAAUGGAUUCCAGCGUGGAACCGUGUGACGAUUUCUACAACUACGCUUGCGGUAAAUUCCUUAAGGACACCAAUAUCCCGGACGAGAAGGUCUCGGUCAAUACCUUCUCGGUGAUUGGAGAUCGACUCCAGGAGCAGCUCCGGUCGCUCGUUAGUGAGGACAUCCACGAGGAAGAGGCCACUCCGUUUAAGCUGGCCAAGAACAUGUACAAGCUGUGCAUGAACAAGACGAGAAUCGAGGAAAAGGGCAUCAAACCACUGUUAGACAUUUUGGACACGUUGGGCGGUUGGCCUGUGCUGAAGGGUGACAGCUGGAACGCAGAUUCUUCCUGGUCCUGGACAAAAUCGGUGAAAGACUUCCGCAUGCAGGGCUACAGUACCGAUUACUUCUUCGAUUUUUCGGUAGGAACCGAUUUGAAAAACUCGACCCGUAGGAUUAUCGACACGGAUCAAGCCGCCCUGGGCAUUAGCCGUGAGUACCUGGUCAAGGGUAUGGACAACGCAAUCGUGUCCGCCUACUACAGCUACAUGGUGGACAUGGCUGUUUUGCUAGGAGCCGAUGAAGAACGCGCCAAGCGGGAGCUGAUGGAUUCGCUUAACUUCGAAAUUGCCCUGGCCAAUAUUUCGCUACCGAACGAGAAACGUCGAAAUGCUACGGCUUUGUACAAUCCCAUGACGGUGAAAGAGUUCCAGCACAAAUAUCCGUACACCGAUUGGGUUGAGUACUUCAACGUAAUCCUGAAGGAUACAGGAAUUGUCAUCGAUGAAAAUGAAGUCAUCAUCGUCAGCGUUCCAACAUUUAUGGAACAACUUGGCCCACUACUGCAGAACACCCCUAAGCGAACCAUGGCCAAUUACGUGAUGUGGCGUAUCAGUGGGUUCUCCUCAUUCUUCCUCACAGAAAAUCUACGUAAACGACAACUGCAGUACAGUACGGCAUUGAGCGGCAAACAAGAACAAGAACCUCGCUGGAAGGAAUGUGUAGACAUCACUUCGGGCAGUCUACCAAUCUCCGUUGGAGCUCUCUACAUCAGAAAGUAUUUUAAGGAAGAUUCCAAACGCGCGGCUUUGGAUAUGGUCAACGGUAUCAAGAGCGUGUUUGUGGAUAUUUUGAAGAAGGUAGAAUGGAUGGAUGAAGUUACGCGCAAAUCUGCUCUCGAUAAGGUCGACUCUAUGGUAACCCAUAUUGGUUAUCCAGAUGAACUCAUGGACGACAAUAAAAUUGCUGAUUACUAUAAGGACUUGAAAUUCCAACCGGAAGAUAAUUACCUGAACACAAUUCUUUACAUGAAUCAGUUUGGAACGACCAAGGCGUUCAAGAAACUCCGACAAGCUGUCAACAAGACCGACUGGAUUACCCAUUCUAGACCUGCUGUUGUUAACGCUUUCUACUCCUCCAUCGAAAACAGUAUUCAGUUCCCAGCCGGUAUUCUGCAGGGUCAAUUCUUCUCAUAUGAACGACCAAAGUACAUGAACUAUGGAGCGAUCGGAUUCGUGAUUGGACAUGAAAUUACGCACGGUUUCGAUGACCAGGGCCGACAAUUCGACAAAAAUGGCAAUCUUGUCGACUGGUGGCAAUCCGAUACGAAGAAGGCAUACUUGGAGAAGGCCCGAUGCAUUAUCGAACAGUACGGUAACUACACUGAGCCGAAUGUGAAGCUCAAUCUGAACGGUAUCAACACACAAGGCGAGAACAUUGCGGACAACGGUGGCAUCAAGGAAGCUUACUACGCGUACAAAAAGUGGGCUGAGAAGAAUGGUCCGGAACCACGCCUUCCUGGACUCGAUCUAUCGCCGGAACAAAUGUUCUGGCUAUCCGCCGCUCAAACCUGGUGCUCAGUAUAUCGGCCGGAAACCAUGAAGAUGCGAAUCACCACAGGAGUGCAUUCGCCUGGUCAGUUCCGAGUGCUUGGACCAAUGAGCAACAUGGUCGAGUUCUCGAAAGAUUUCAACUGCCCGGUAGGAUCACCGAUGAAUCCAGCACAAAAAUGCGAGGUCUGGUAGACCGUAAUCCAGUUCGCUUCUUUUUCUUAAGUCCUUCCAAUGGUCAAAACUCCAAAACAUAGUCUGUAUUCUUUCUACGUUUCCCUAUACUGUUCCUCUCAGUUACAGUGUUUUCCUCCCUCUGCUGUUCUACACGAACAAACGUGAUAUCGUAGAAACCCUCAGUCAGUUUUAUAUUGAUGAUUAAUUUGUUGAAAUGUACUUAUAAUUUCAACUAUUGAAAUUGAAUUUUAAAAACAACAUUUUACUUAAGUAACUUUACUUAAGCAGAAAGAAAACUAUAAAUAUUUAUUCCAACUGAUCAUAUCAACCGGAAACCGGUUGAUGAAAAAACGAAACAAAAGCUCUAUGGAAAACAUACACAAAUGCAACAAACAAGUAGAAGUAAAACUCUAUUCAAUUAAAUGCAGCAACAGAUCAGUUUGCCAAGAAAAAAAAAAAGAAAGUCACGAAACGGUGCGCGAUAUGUGCAAACUUGUACGAUUAGAAGAAUGCUUCAAAGUCAUUUUAGCUUGUUCGUCGUUCUGGUCAUUUAUGUCUGGAUUAUGGAUCCACAUAUGUACUUCUCGUUAUCGGACGGUUAAACAAUAACGAAAUCUGUUGUUUGUACUUUUUGUAUUAGCGUAAGGUUUUACAAUAAUAUUGUGUCAUGAAAUAGAAUGUUUUCUAUUAUAA
This is a messenger RNA of Aedes aegypti (yellow fever mosquito), 3485 nucleotides long. Its product is annotated as endothelin-converting enzyme homolog. Lineage: Eukaryota; Metazoa; Arthropoda; Insecta; Diptera; Culicidae. Bases 495 to 2810 code for a protein of 771 amino acids. Gene Ontology annotation, cellular component: plasma membrane. The transcript has 8 exons. The record is from RefSeq and is a predicted model, not a curated record. Gene Ontology annotation, molecular function: metalloendopeptidase activity. Gene Ontology annotation, biological process: protein processing.